This is a messenger RNA of Terrapene triunguis (Three-toed box turtle), 6065 nucleotides long. It is a transcript of the gene F8, whose product is annotated as coagulation factor VIII. Gene Ontology annotation, molecular function: copper ion binding. The transcript has 14 exons. The coding region runs from base 1 to 5523 and encodes 1840 amino acids. Lineage: Eukaryota; Metazoa; Chordata; Testudines; Emydidae. The record is from RefSeq and is a predicted model, not a curated record.
AUGGAAGCAUACAUCAGUGUGGAAGUCUGCCUGGAAGAGCCCAAGAUGAAGAUGAGGCUGGCCAUAGAUACACCAGAUGAAGACUAUUACGAUGACAACUAUGAUCUGGACAACACAGUGAUUGUAUUUGAUGAGAGUGACUCUUCCCCCUCGAUUGGCGCACGCGCUUUUGCCAAGCAGGAGCCUGUGACCUGGACUCAUUACAUUGCAGCUGAGGAGGUGGAUUGGGACUAUGCCCCAAUAAUGCCCACUUAUUUGGACAGAAGUUACACAAGUCAGUUUCUGGAAGCUGGUCCUCAGCGAAUUGGUUCAAAAUAUAAGAAGGUGAUGUUUGUGGAAUAUGAGGAUGGGACCUUUAAGAAGCGCAAGGUAUCAGAUCAACGUGACACAGGAAUUCUGGGACCUGUCCUUAAAGGAGAAGUUGGGGAUCAAUUUAUGAUUGUGUUCAAGAAUCUAGCAAGUCGGCCUUACAACAUCUACCCUCAUGGGCUCACCAGCAUAAGUUCCUAUCACCCAGUGAAGUCUUCUGAAGGUGAGAUUGAUGUGAAGGAUAUACCUAUUGAGCCUGGCCAGUCAUUCAAGUACAGCUGGAAAGUGACGACUGAGGAUGGGCCGGCUGGCUCAGAUCCUCGCUGCUUGACCCAUUUCUACUACAGCUCCAUCAACCCAGUCCGAGACACGGCCUCGGGGCUAAUCGGCCCCCUCUUGAUCUGCUCUAAAGAAUCGAUGGAUCAGAGAGGGAAUCAGAUGAUGUCGGAUGAGACUAGGUUUGUGUUGUUUUCGGUCUUUGAUGAAAACCACAGCUGGUACCUGGCAGAAAAUAUACAGAGGUUCUGCACAGAUGCAGCUACUGUGAACCCCCAGGAUCCUGAAUUCUAUGCCUCAAAUGUUAUCCACAGUAUUAAUGGCUACGUCUUUGACAACCUGCACCUGAAACUUUGCCUGCAUCAAGUGGUGUACUGGUAUGUCUUAAGUGUCGGUGCCCAGACAGACUUCCUGUCUGUUUUCUUCUCUGGAAACACCUUCAAACACAACAUGGUCUUUAAGGACAUGCUCACCCUCUUUCCACUUUCUGGAGAAACCGUCUUCAUGAGCAUGGAAAAGCCAGGCGUAUGGAUGCUGACAUGCCUGAAUCCUGACUUCAGAGACAGAGGAAUGUGGGCAAAGUUCACAGUCUCCAAGUGCAACACUGAUCCAGAACUGUAUUCCUAUGGGGAAGAUUAUGAUUUGAUACCGGAUUACUUGACAAAUGAGGGCAAUGUCCUUCAACCUAGGGGCUUCCCCAAGAAUAAGAGAUGGCGCAGGCUGUGUCUGAGAAAGCAUCGUAAUGUCACUUCUUCCGAAAAGGAAACAGAGACGCUCAACCUCCAGCUAACAUCCUGCUUGAGAAAACCCAGCCAGCCCCUCAAAUUCAGUAACAGACUUCAGAACAGCAGGAAGAAUUCCAUGGACCCCUCUUCCAACAGCACAUCAGUGCUGUCCGAUCUACAUGGCCUUUCCCUAUCUUCUCAAACAGAGACUAGCUUUGAGCCAAUAUCUUAUGAUUCCUUCUCAGAAGAGGCAGGAUUGUCAGAAAUGAUCAGCCCUGACCAAGGAUUUGGACACCCUUCUCCUGAAGGAAACUCAACAAGCUUAAGUGAAGUGGUCCAUCAUAACACAAGUUCAGCAAGAGCUGCAGCAUCUGGCUCAUAUCCAGAAGGAGAUACUCUCUUCUUUGGAAAGCGUAGACCAAUUCAAGCUGUAGAGAUGGCUAAAGAGAAUUUAGAGCUGCACAAGUCAGUAGACGAUGUGAUGUUCCAACUAACUGCUCCAUUGGCCAACUUAGAAAAAUUUCUUAAAGGGAAUGUUACUUUGGCACAAUUAAAAGAGUCAGCACGUGUGAUGGGCCAUCAGGAACCUUCCUUUAAUGCUGAAGAAACUGGUCUUCAAGGGAAUGAUAGUUCACUGCAACUGAAUGACUCAAAACAUGAUUCUAGGUUUCAAGAAAGGAUUCCAUUACAUGAUGAAGAAAUGCCUCUAGAAUUGAAUAUUACAUCUUUAAAGCCACACAUACCACUGAAUGAUACAAUAGCUACAGAAAUGACUUCAUCAACUAAUGAUAAUACUUUCCUUAAAGGGAAUAGUACUUCAGCAUCAUUAGACAAGUCAGCAGAUAACACAAGUAUACGUGUCAUCACCUAUGUGAACAGUGGGAAAGCAUUUCUUAAAAGCAAUGGUGCACCGAUACAACUAGACACUAGGUUAGAAAAUGACACCAGGCUUCAAGAAGAGGCUUCACUGGGUCUUUAUGAAACUUCUCAAGAAGGAAAGUUAAAUAGCCCAGCAUAUGGUACCAUGCUUCAGGAGAACACAUCAGCUACAAAUGGAGAAGUAUUCUUUGAAAAGACUGUAGAGAAGUCUUCAAAUGAUACAGGAAUUCAAAGGACCCCUGCACCACAUCAGAAAGAUCUUCUCCUUGGUAGGACUAACAUUGCACUGUUAGAUACCUAUGAUACAGCAGAUCUGAGGCUUGCAGAAAACCGUCCAUUGGACCAUGAGACAGGACAGGAUAAAUCUGGUGAUGGUCUGGGUCUUUCAAAUGUAGAACACUCCUUGUCUGCAGAAAGUAGCAUCAGGCUAGCCCCAGAUAAACUUACCAAUGGUACAAGCCUUCUAAAAAAAACAUUUCUGGGCCACAAUGACAUUUUUGCCACCAGCUAUGUUACUACACAAGAAAGCGAUGAAUUAAUACUGGGGACAAAGUUUCAAGAAGCUACAGAAAGCGAGGAAAUGUCUGAAAUGGAGAACGUUGACUUACUCAAAUUAAAUGUUAUGGCUAACGAGAGGCAGUUCGAAAAGGCCCCUUUACAAAGCAGCAAAGACACAUUUCUGAAACACAAGGUUACUGCGCUAAGUUUAGAUGGGCCAACAAAUGAAGACAACAGCUUAUUAGAUAAUGAGGAAGUUUAUCUCAACAGGAAAGUACCUCCAGCAGAGCUAGUGGACUUGAUAAAUGGUACAGGUCUCCUGGAGGCCAGUUCAUCAGACAAAGAAGGAACACUCCAUAAAGGUAAGAGAAUGGAGCUGGACUUGAACAGCCGGACCCCUGGGAAGCUAGUGCAAAGGACAGCUGACAAGCCCUGUGAUCAAAACUCUCAAGGAUGCAGCACUUAUGUAAAAAAGAGGUCCCUGGAAUCACAUGGAACUUCACUGGAAGAAACAGAAGUGCAGCAAGGACUGGAGGAUAAAGCCAGAGCAUUGAAGGGAAGGCAUAACUCUGGCAAACAUACAGGAGGAAUCGGAGCUGUGCUCAGAGGCACUAUCAAGAUAAGUUACAAUAACAGAGCAUACAAUAACCCCCUUGCUGCUAGGCCACUCUUGGUAGACACAACACCAAGAGAUCAUGAAGCAACUGGCACUGAUAACCCCACAGGAUAUAUCAGGGUUGUGUCAGCUUCUCUUCCAUACCAUGCCAGCAGUCAUGAGCCACCAGCAGUAGAGGGACACUAUGACAACCAAGGUGAAAGUGAUACAACUCAGAGAGGAGGUAACUCCUUUCUGAUGGUGGAAGAGUCAGAGGAGGAGAAAACUAGUGCUACCUCUGCCUAUUCAAGUGAGAAAACUACCAAAGAGGAACAGGAGGUAGGAACUGAGGCAGACACAAAGCCCACUGCAUCCGCAGAAGAGAAAAUAACGAGUAUGGUCCCCAUCUCAACACAGGUUGUGGGGCAAGUGAGUGGAAUUGAGACACCUGCAGUAACUGCAAUGCAGCGUAAAAGGGGUGUUGAUUGGGAGGCACAUUUGAGCUUGCAGCCCAAGGGAAAUGUGACAGAUGGGGAAGUGAGCACCUUGGACCAGCUGGAGCUGAAGGAAACAUGGAUCUUUGGUAAACUGCAGCAGGAGCUCAAAUCUAGUGCCGUUGAGGACCAAGUAUUAGGAACUGAAUCUAAGGAUUUUCCAGCAAGCAAAGAGGCCUCAGAGAUCCUGACAAAACAGACCUCCAAAGGAAACUAUCCACUUCCCCAAGAUGGCGUGGCUCUCAACCAGACCCUUAAAGGGGACCAAUGGAAGCUGAAGCACAGCCACCAAGAAAAUCAAGUGUUUAAAAAGGAAGAUGCCAUUCCCCUCUCAGGUAGUAAAAUACAGACACCAGAAUGGAAGGAGGAGAUGCAGGGGGUAGAUGAGACACCGAGCGGCAGGGAAAGCAUCAGCAAAGCAAAGAACAGGAGCUCCACUCCUGGAUCUGAGGAAUAUUUUGACAUCCCUAGAGAACCCAAUGCCCUAAACAACAUGGUCAAGUCCAACAUCUCAAUGCCCCAGAAGGAAAAAUCAGACUAUGAUGACUACAGCAAAUCCAAGGGAGACACUGAUGAGUUUGACAUCUAUGGGGAGGAGGACCAAGAUCUGCGCACCUUCACUGGGAGGGUCCAGCAGUAUUUCAUUGCAGCUGUCGAAGUGCUGUGGGAAUAUGAGAGCCAGAGACCCCAACACUUUCUAAAAGUGAAGGGCCCAAGUAGGGGCUGGAGGAAGCCCUUCCAGCCGUACAAGAAAGUGGUUUUCCGAGGGUACCUGGACAACUCUUUCACCCAGCCGCUGGCACGUGGGGAGCUGGAUGAGCACUUGGGAAUUCUGGGGCCAUACAUCAGGGCGGAAGUUGAUGAUGUCAUAAUGGUGAGUCAAUGGGCGCCUAGGCUGGCUCGGUUAGAUUAUUCGGGGUCUGUCAAUGCUUGGAGCACUGACAGCGGCAACUCCUGGAUUCAGGUGGAUCUGCUGCGUCCCAUGAUCCUUCAAGGCAUAAAGACCCAGGGGGCCCGGCAAAAGCUCUCCAGCCUCUACAUCUCCCAGUUCGUCAUCUUCUAUGGCCUUGAUGGGGAGAGAUGGAAGAGAUACAAGGGGAAUGCCACCAGCUCCCAGAUGGUGUUCUUUGGGAAUGUGGAUGCAACGGAGGUGAAAGAUAAUCGUUUCAACCCGCCAAUCAUAGCCCGGUAUAUCCGCCUCCACCCCACACACUACAGCAUUCGGACCACUCUGCGCAUGGAACUCAUUGGCUGUGAUCUGAACAGCUGCUCUAUGCCCUUAGGAAUGGAGAACAAAAGUAUCUCCAACCAGCAGAUCUCUGCCUCCUCCUACAGCGAGAACAUGUUCUCCAGCUGGGCUCCCUCCCAAGCCCGACUUAACCUGCAGGAGAGGAGUAAUGCCUGGAAGCCAAAGGUGAACAGCCCCAAUGAGUGGCUGCAGGUGGACUUUGAGAAGAUCAUGAGGGUCACUGGAAUUGUAACCCAGGGCGCCAAAAACAUCUUCAGUAACAUGUUUGUGAAGGAGUUUGCUGUCUCCAGCAGUCAGGAUGGCUCGCGCUGGACUCCAGUUCUCCAGGAUGGUGAGGAGAAGAUCUUCAAGGGCAACCAAAAUCACUUCAGCACCGUGGUGAACUCCCUGGAUCCUCCGCUCUUUGCCCGGUAUCUAAGGAUACACCCCCGCCGGUGGCAAAACCACAUUGCCCUGAGGACGGAGUUCUUAGGCUGCGACACCCAGCAAACAUACUGAUGGGCUGACAGCUUUGGAUUAAAGGACCUAGCUUUGGCUGGACACUGAACCGCCACCAAGCCUGGAGCGACCCAAAGAGGAAGAUCUUCCAAAGCCCAUAAGAAGGGCCACAUUCACUGCAGGUCUAAGCAGAAGCAGCACCGUUCACUUCAGUGGAGUUUCAUGCAUUUACACUAGCUGGGUUGGGAAUGUGGCACAGAGCACUCCAAGUGGUCGGAAGAAAGGAUCCUGCAAAGGUUUAUGGGUCGCCUGCCCUUCCCGUCUUUCUCUUUCUCAUAUACUGUGUGCCAUAUAGUCGGAGCAUAGCACUAAAUAAUUAAACAGUAAUUUUCCAGCAAACAUCUGCCGCCACCCUCCCACCCCCCACCUCUCUUCCCCAGGCUCAGCCAGCCUUGAAAUCCCCAUGGGGCUUAGAGUCAGCAUUCAUAGCAGCUAAUAAUUAAUUAGCCACUGAGGUCUGCUUCAUUAUUUUCCAUAAACUCUCAGUGACCUGGCCCUGGCCCCAGCAUGAGCGAUUGAGGGCGUGGUCUGGAGGGAGAGAU